Molecule: messenger RNA, 1176 nt
Organism: Suillus fuscotomentosus
Lineage: Eukaryota; Fungi; Basidiomycota; Agaricomycetes; Boletales; Suillaceae
Exons: 2
Molecular function (GO): ATP binding
Source: RefSeq, a predicted model, not a curated record
ACACAAGAUACACCCGCACCAUACUCUCCAGUUUCGGAGGUUACACGAGGUCAUGAACGUAGUGAUACUGUCUCGUCGUUUCAUACUUCCCAAUGUCGCCUGUCUCACGAGGACUUCGUACAUCCCUAUGCCAACCCUGAUUUGGUGGCUUCUUAUACCCCUCCUAGACCUGCUCAGUUCCGUUCUACCUUUGGACAUGUCUCGCGAUGCGAUUCGGCCGCCACCGUAAUCGACUCGCUAAGUUCGCGAUCCGGUGCUUUCUCAUCUACUAUAACACCAGACACCUCUGCCUCAUCCCUACCAUCACGAGAUCAUAUCCCUUCCACAGGCAUGCGCGUUCAUGGCAAAGAUAUUUCUCCUCCCAUCACAGUCCUCCACUCCAACGAACUCAAUUCCGCGCAAUGCGAUCAGAGCACCAACUUACCGUCUUUUCACCCCCCACCCGUAAUUGAAGGUGUCCCAGGUUGGAAUGCUUAUCCCUCUCCAACUGUUUUGGGGGUGGGGGUUCUCAGUCGGUUGUGGGCCAAGCACGAGCAGGAGGGCGGCGAAGUCUGGGGUGUCGAUAUAGAGGCCGAACGAGAUGGCACUUUGCUAGCUACCGACUUCAAGAUUCUCGACCCACUAGCCGCAAAACAGUGGGCCAUCAAGCUCGCAACAGAAGCCGCUGUAUCGGUACUCAGCGUCGACAGCAUCAUCAUGAACAAACCCGCAGGAAGAAACCCGACACACACCUACUCCAUCCUUCGAUACCUUUCACCGACUCGCACCCUAAGAAACCGCUUGCACGCAGCAUCAUCCAAGCUCCUCUUCUCGUUCGUGGUAUUAGCAAAAGACCAGACACAGUUUACUCGCCUAUUGGUCGAUCCCGAUUUCUUUCGUCGCUUGGUGUCCCUGAACAUCUACACAAUCCAGAUGAGACGAAGAUUCUUAUCGUUUCAUUUGGCGGACAGGUCUUCCAGAGGCCCACUUCCAGUCGCAGCAGCAGCACGGGUAACUCAAGUCCAGGAUACAGAAUACCUCCUACGGGGCUACAACAGAUCACUGAUAGCCCACAAUUGUCAAAGAUCCCUCUUUGCAGCGAUGCUCUCAGCAAAACAGACACAUCACACUGCUGUCACAGCGCCCCCACGACCACCUUUGAUGCCAGUGAUGAGCCUUUGCAUGGACCCACCAUGA